AUGACUGACACUAAACAACUAUUCAUUGAGGCUGAUCAGACCCAACUUUUCCAAAACUGGGAUGGUUUGUCUCCCGAAGACCAACAAAUAUUGCUAUCGAACUUGGAAAAAAUCUCUUCCAAAAAGGCCCCCGCAAAAUUACUCGAAGAUUGCCAGCAUGCUAUCGAAUUUUCACAAGCAAACUCAUCUAAAGAUGCUGAUGUGAACGUUCAACCAUUACCCCAUACCUCUUAUGAAUCGUUAAUUGGAAACGGUGAUAACGAGGAUGAAUAUCGCCAAGUUGGUCUAGAAGCCAUUGGCAAAGGGGAAGUUGCCGUGAUCUUAAUGGCUGGUGGUCAAGGUACCCGUUUAGGAUCAUCUCAACCAAAGGGCUGUUAUGACAUUGGCCUACCCUCUAAGAAAUCCCUUUUCCAAAUCCAAGCUGAAAAGUUGAUCAGGUUGCAAGAAAUGGUCGAAGCUAAUAAGGUGGAGAUUCCCUGGUACAUUAUGACAUCGGGUCCGACUAGAGCAGCUACUGAAGCGUAUUUUGAAGAGCACCAGUAUUUUGGCUUGAGAAAGGAACAAAUUACUUUUUUCAAUCAAGGUACUCUGCCUGCAUUUGAUCUGACUGGUGAACAUUUCUUAAUGAAAGAUCCAGUAAGCUUGACAGAAUCACCAGAUGGGAACGGUGGCCUUUAUCGUGCCAUAAAAGAAAAUGGAUUGAUUGAAGAUUUUGACAAAAGAGGCGUCAAGCAUGUUUAUAUGUACUGUGUCGAUAAUGUCUUGUCUAAGAUGGCAGACCCUGUAUUCAUUGGAUUUGCCAUUAAGCACGGGUUUGAACUGGCAACCAAAGCCGUCAGAAAAAGAGAUGCACAUGAAUCAGUUGGUUUGAUUGCAACUAAAAACAGUAAGCCUUGUGUUAUAGAAUAUUCAGAAAUUUCUAAUGAGUUGGCAGAAGCAGAAGAUGAAGAAGGUCUGCUCAAGCUACGCGCAGGAAAUAUUGUCAACCAUUAUUACCUAGUGGAUUUGCUAAAACGCGAUUUGGGCCAAUGGUGUGAAACUAUGCCAUACCAUAUUGCAAAGAAAAAAAUCCCAGCCUAUGACAGUACUACUGGUAAAUACUCGAAACCUACAGAACCAAACGGUAUAAAAUUAGAGCAGUUUAUAUUUGAUGUUUUCGAAACAGUGCCACUCGAUAAGUUUGGUUGUUUGGAAGUGGACAGAUCUAAAGAAUUUUCGCCUUUGAAGAAUGGUCCUGGCUCCAACAACGAUAAUCCCGAGACAAGCAGGUUAGCAUACUUGCAUUUAGGUACCUCUUGGCUAAAGGAUGCAGGUGCUAUUGUCAAAGACGGGGUAUUGGUUGAAGUAUCUAAUAAACUAAGUUAUGCAGGCGAAAAUCUAUCUCAAUUCAAAGGUCAAGUCUUUGACAAGAACGGUACAACUCUUGAAAAAUAA
Saccharomyces eubayanus is the source of this 1434-nucleotide messenger RNA. RefSeq names its product UDP-N-acetylglucosamine diphosphorylase (gene QRI1). NCBI's taxonomy places the organism in Eukaryota, Fungi, Ascomycota, Saccharomycetes, Saccharomycetales, Saccharomycetaceae. Bases 1 to 1434 code for a protein of 477 amino acids. Gene Ontology annotation, molecular function: UDP-N-acetylglucosamine diphosphorylase activity. Gene Ontology annotation, biological process: UDP-N-acetylglucosamine biosynthetic process. The transcript has a single exon. The record is from RefSeq and is a predicted model, not a curated record.